AUGCAGCCGUUCAGCAUUCCGGUACAAAUUACACUCCAGGGCAAUCGGAGGCGCCAGGGAAGGACGGCCUUUUCUUCUGGGAAGAAGAGAAAUACAGAGCAAAAUGGCGGCGACCUGCUGGAUGUGCACCGGAAGUGGUCAGCUAGUGCUGGGGAGGACCGCGCCCUGCUUCUAGGGUUUGCUAUGAUGGGCUUCUCAGUCCUAAUGUUCUUCCUGCUUGGAAUAACCAUCCUAAAGCCUUUUAUACUCAGCACUCAGCGAGAAGAAUCAAAUUGCACUAUCAUCCACACACAAAUCACGGAUCAUUGGAUGGCCUGUGCCUUCACCUGUGGGGUGGACUGCAGAGGUCAGGGCAAGUACCCAUGCCUUCAGGUGUUUGUGAACCUUACCCAUUCAGGUCAGAAAGUUCUCCUUCAUUAUAAUGAAGAGGCUGUACAGAUAAACCCUAAGUGCUUUUACACACCUAAAUGCCACCGAGAUAGGAAGGAUUUGCUCAACAGUGCUCUGGACAUAAAGGAAUUCUUCGACUACAAAAAUGGAACCCCCUUUUCAUGCUUCUACAGUCCAGACAGACAACCCGAAGACGUCAUUCUCAUAAACAAGUAUGACCAAAUGGUUAUCUUCCACUGUCUGUUUUGGCCGUCACUGACUCUGCUAGGUGGCGCUCUGAUUGUUGGCAUGGUGAGAUUAACGCAGUACCUGUCUCUACUAUGUGAAAAAUAUAGUUCGGUACACAGCGAUGAGGUAGGUGGCAAAGUAUCCUAUAUGGAACAGCAUCGACUCAAACUGUUGAAUGUGGGAAGGAGCAAAGGAAGAAGUAGAGGUAUCCUUAAGUGGUGGCCAAAUUAAAGUCCUGGCCUUCAGAUACCUGCAGUUCUGUAUUGGAGGUCCUAAUUAUUUAUGCCUUAUUGCUAACUGACCAAUUAGAGGCAAUUAAAGUAUGAUAUUUCAUGUAGAAAGAAAAAUUCUGAAAAGCCCUGUACUAUACAUUCUAUUUAUUCUAGAAAGAGAUACACAUUCACUGUCCUUUCUACUCAAUAUUUUUCUGGUUCAAAUGAGAUUUCAUAUUACUUAAUUCUAAAAAUUGAGACAUUUGUUUAUAAUGCUGUGUAUGAUUUAAAGGUACAGGAUGACACCCUUGAGGUGUAUGUUACUAACCACACCCACCACCAAGACACCCACAGUCCUCCACCAUUUCCAUAAGAACCAAGGAAAUACUUUUUAUUAUCACAUGACAAAGGGGGCUCAAGGUAGCUGCAUUUUAUCUAAUUUCAGUUAUGGCUAGAAGCUGUCAAUGAGGAAAUAAAUGAUAAGUUUAUCUAAACCUGAACAGUGAUCUGCCUAGUUUAUGCAAUUUGAUAGUUAGCAUUAAAAUGUUUCUCAGAAAAACCCUUAAUGAAGAACAAAAACAUUAAUUCAUUAUAGGCAGAUAAUGAUCUGUUAAUUUUAGAAAAUGUGGGCCUAACAUUUUCUAACUGAUGAUAAAGGAAAAAAACUUCUGCUCUGAAAAUUCACUAAGUUUAGAGAUAUUUGUGCUUAACCUUGCCAUGUUCCAUGUAAUUUUUCUUCCAGCAACACUUUAUUUAUACUUUCUAUAAGCUCAUUUUAUUCUUUGUGUACAUUCUGGUGGGAAUGGGCGAGAUGACUAGAAAUGUAUUUUGAAAUAGGAAGAAAUUGUAGUUGUUAGAAUUUAACAUUUUCAGAUAAUCCACAGUGUAGGAAAAUCCCAUAUGGAAUGUUAACAAUAAUAGUUCAGUCAGUUAAUCAUGGCUACUAAAUAAUCAAAGACUCUCCCAAGAAAUGCUUUCCAGAUUAAUUAUACUGAAGAUAGGAGUUGAAAACUUCUGAAAACCAAUGUGCCUCAAAUUAUCUUAAAAUUUUGUUAAAAAACUUAUCAUGGACAAUAAACUCUGACUUUUGAAGCAUCUUUUCUUUUAUAUGUAAUCAUACCAGAAACUUUGAUUCUAAGUCGAUUUCAUUUUAUGAACUAAUUUCAAGUCACCAAUUACCAAAUAAACUGAAUAAAAUUAAAUAGACAAUGUUGACUUGACCUGUAAUAAACAAUUUUGGUGUUUCUUCUCUUUUUACUGUAAUAUUUGGGAGAACAUGUGUCUCAGAGUAGGAUUUACUUUAAUUUGUUGCCAAUAAUUACAAUUUUAAAUAUGUACCCUUUGGCAAUUCAGUUGAAUUGCACACCUCUCUUCUCAUCUAUAAAAUGUAGAUUAGCUCUUCUUUGGUGGUGUUAAUUUAUGGAGUGGACAGGAUAGAGUGAGACACUUGGCUUACUUCCUGGCACCUGACUGAAGUGAUAAAAGAAACAUCUUUUGUUAAAUUUUGAUAUUUGGCAACUUUAUCCCUCUUCUGGGAGAAAAAGAAAUGAAAUGAAAUGAAAUGAAAGGAAAUGAAAUCAGUACGGGGAAGAGAUAGCUACUGUCCCCUGCCCAGACACACAAAAGAAAAAAUACUGCAUUUCACUUACAGGUGGCAUCAAAAAAGACACUUAGAAGCAGAUGGUGGUUACCAGGGAUGGGAAAGUUGGGGAGAUGUUAAAGGAUACAAGGCCUUCAAUUACAAGGUAACUACGUAGAGACUUAGUGUGAAGCUUAGUGACUAAUGUCAAUAAUACUGUACUGAAUACUAGAGAUUUGCAAGCUCGCAUCUCAUGCACACAGUGACUGUGAUGUGCCUCAUUGGUGUGACUGUUGUAAAUCAUCUGUUUUGUAUAUGGAUACUGUAUAUCACAUCAUCAUGCAUAUUCCUUAUAUAUGCAAUUAUGGAAAUAAAAGGUACACAUUAGUGUAUUUUUUAUACAUGGUAAAAAAAUAAAUAAACUCAGCCUUGCUAUCUUUCACUGGAGAACUAGUGUAGCGACUAUGAUGGGGUGAUGCAGGUCAGAAUUCCUUUCCACCUUAAUUUGGCUAAAGAUAAUAUGCAUUUAUGUCUAGAAGUAAUGUUUACAAAGUUACAAAGUUAUUUUGCCUGUCCAAGAUUUCCUUGCAAUGAAACAUAUGUAUGCAAACACAUAUCAAAUCAUGCUGCAAAUUGAAUUUCAGUAGUUUUCUUAAAUUAAGGAACCUCUCUAUUUUUAGUAAGUUUGACACCCCUUUAACAAUAUACAAAUUCUUGAGACUCUUCUAACACAUUAAAAUCAUUAAUUUGUUAGGAUACCAUACCCUAAAGUGUAUGGAUUUGGCCAAUAAACAAAACUUAAGUAAUUAUUUCAUGUUAAUUGCUUAGAAGUGCUAAGUACUGAUGCCCAUGUACAUAAGUGGUCAAAGAAAAAUCUGGACUUCUUUCACAAAGCUUAUGAUAAGUGAAAGCAAAAUCAGUUUGCGUUUAACCUAACUUCACUUUUAGGUUUUGGUCUUCAACUGACUGAAAAGGCAUUCACACCAAAAUAAAGACAUUGAUACGUGUACCUGUAUACAUAUAUUUCUGCUUAAAAUACAAGUAUAUAAUUCUUUGUGCAUAAAGGAAGAUAAUAUUUAAACAGGUUAUUUCUCUAAUCACUUUACUGGGGCCGAAAAACUGGGUUUUAAGACAUCAUAGUUUCGGGUUUUCAAUAAUUAUUCUUGGUCAUUAUUGAUAAGAACUCAAAUUCAGUUAAAUUUUGAUUAGUCACACAGGUUCGCUUGUAAGUAUUCAAAAUAAAUGGCAACAUAUAAUCAUCACAGUUUUGUUUGUUUAAAAUAUAGUACACUAAGGAUUGGUUGGACACAAAAUUAUUAUUAUUAUUAUUUUUUAAUAAACAGCGUGAUGUUACAGACUGCAAAGUUAAGGAAAAGCAGACAUUGACAGUUUCUGAUGAGCACAAACAAUAAGUGCAGCCACAGGCCAAACGUCUUGCCAAGGACGGCAAGACUGGGAAGAGGUCUUAUAGAGACACUAUUAUUCUAUAUCCUCAGCACAGUAACACAUGCAUCUUGCUGUGUCAAAUACUUUUCGGGCUAUCAUUAAAAGAACAUUUAAAAACAUUUUCCUCCUAACUAAUGCAGUACACCACAGGACUUCAGUUCAUUGAAUAACAAAAUAAAGAGAAAUAGAUUUGCUACAAUAAAUGGGGCUAAGAAGACUGAUGGGAGUUCCUUUUUGAAGCUUCCAAAGUCGACAUAUGUUGUAUUAGUAGUCUUCUUUUUGUAGUGCCACUUCCUCAUGGUAUUCAAGUGUCAUGCUAUGCCCCACAAGGACAUAUACUUUCAGACUUUAUUCAACCAAGUCCAAGGACCAACUCUCAUGGAAACCAUUAAUUGUUUUUCAAACUUAGUUUCCAAAACCAAAAACAUUUCCCAAAAUCUGAUAUUGGCCAACCUCUCCAACCACUUUUUUAGCAAUAGAAAUUAAAUCUGAAGGGCUUUUUCUUAAAGAAAUCAAAAGAUGACCAAUUUGUAAAUUCAUAUAACAACUAAGGAGUUUGCUCUUAUGAGUGAUAUUUUGAGAAAAUGUAAAACAGUGAUGAUUUUCAGUCUCCUUGCUAGCUUGGGUUUAACAAAUACAAGUCACCUAAAAAUAUACUGGCUCUUAGCAAAACCACAAAAUCAUUGUAGUGACAGAUAAAAGUAAGUUUCAUAAACUUAAUUGGCUUACAAAGUGCAUUAAAAUCCCUCCCAUACUUAGUAACAUGAAGAAUGGGGUCUCCUAUUGGUAGUGAAAAUUAGUUACCUAACUCCACUAAAUGUGCAAUGGAUUGAUUUUACUUCCUGGUCCACCUCCCUCCACCAACUGACACUCUGUGUGUAGCUGUGUGAAAAUUAAGUCAGAAAAUUUCUUGAAGGCUCAUCAGGGUUACUUUAUACUAGAAGUGUGGCUGUAAUAUUAACAUACCUAAAACAAAGCAAAGGAAAUGGCGCUGCCCUGGUAAAAAGGAAGUGCAAAACAUUAACCAAAUGGAAUAUUUGAAUGAGACCAGCUGACUUAAAAGCCAACACCCCAAAUUUGGGACAUUCCCAAUAAAAACUAAACUCUUCUGAAUUUUAGAACCUUGAUGUUCAUGAGGUGUCUCUUGACGAGGUCAAGCAAGCAGUGCAUAUGCAAACAGAAAUGUGUACAAAUAUAUACACACCAACUUCAUUAAUAAUGAAUGAGAGAGAACAAAACUAACUUCAAAUGCUGAGCCUAGUACCUUGAACCUCCUGGCAGAAUAAUCCUUUCCACAUGACUGCAGCAAAGAUUUUAGUUUAGCCAAAAGAACAUUCCUUUACUAUCGCCACUGUUAUCAAAAACAGGGCAUGACAGCUGACUAUGUAAGUCUAAAAUACAGUCCUCUGAGGAUGUCUGUGAUGUCAGAAUCUGAAGUCAUCAACUGUGAUUCACUUAUCUUUUCCCUUAUUAACCUCCUGAGAUAGUGUCACUGAUUUAAUUUUAUCAGGACCAUCACUAUCUCCAGCUAAACCCCACAGUCUUUUUCAGAAAGUGAAAACAAGUUUUAAAAGAAAAGAAAAAAGGCUUCCCAGGCCAUGGUAUGUAAUAUACAUUUACAAUUUUUAAUGUAACAGUUAAAAAAUAAAAAUGGUUUGCUUAUAGUUUAAAAAACAGCCCAGCUGUAUUAUUCUGUCACCAAGAAUUAUUAUCUGAGGAUCCUGUAAUUGCUGAAUUUUAAAGUUCAGCUUUCACAAUCCCAUCUUUGAUGAAAAGCUAAUUCCCUCAUGGUUUGCACAAUAUAGUCUCACAACUUGCAGCCUUCUCUUAGUGCCCCAUGUGAGCAGCAUGGAUAUAAAGAAUGCAGUCCAUUCAAACAACUCUCCUGUGCUGCCCCGUCCCUCCACAUUGCCCUCUUCAAAAUCAUCUGAAGUAUGAAAGUUGCUUUUAAAUAGAAGCACCACAAUCUAUUAACACCGCAUAUGGCCUUUACGUUGAAAUAUUUUAGUGAUGUCUUUGACAUCAAAAUCAAUUUUUGAGGUGGAUUCUGAGGGUGUGGGUCCAGCCCAGGUCUGCAGUGUGUCCAGACAUAUAAACAAAAGGAACUUACAAUAUUCAGAAAAAGUUAACCCGCUUGCUUUAAAAUAAUGUUGGCAAUUAAAUUUCUUCAAAGAGUUGGCAAGCAUGGGCUACUGGUCAGAAUAGAAAUUAAAUGGAUUUACAAAAUCAUGAAGAAACAAAUCCAAGUUUAUAUGCUGUGAAAUUUCCAUGAUGUCUUUAAAAUAAGAUAGGCUGUUCAUAUUUUUUAAACAAUGCCAAACAACUCAAUUUUUGAUUGGAAAAAAGAAUACAGAUGGACUGUGUUUUACCUAUGUGAAAAUCAGGAAUUCAUUUAAAAUAAAAUCCCAAAGGGUAUAUACAAGUCAUUGAUUAUUUUCCUGAUUAAUAAGAACUACACUUUACACAAAAUACUUUGUCAGCAGCUGUUUUCAUCAAAAAACCAAUAGUCAUAUUUUCACAGUUGAAAAAGUUACACAUUAAAAUAUUUUACAAUUCAUUGUAUAUUCAUCAGGUUCCCAUUUCCUAAAGGGCUUGUAAUAUAAAGCAGAUUAGAAGGGAAAACCUCAAAGUUGAUUGCUUUGAUGCUAAGUUUUACAGAAGACACUAAGAACCACAAAAGGUUUAGGUUCUAUUUUAAAAUAGUGACCAAAUUCCAUUCAUCUUUAAAAAAUCCAAUUAGAAACAUAUUUAAAAAAAAAUUCCACAAUAUGAUUAACAGAUUUCAAAUUAACAGCAGUCUAAAAUCUUCAAAAUAAACAAUUUGUACAGCUGAAAUGAUUAAAAAGUUAAAGCAUGAUUUUCAAAGAGUUGAUUAUUUUUUGCUAAAAUGUGUUCAAAAUUAGGCUUUAUUUUCUUUAAGCCUGCUUUUCUUUUUCCUCCACAACUAUCAUUGAAGGAAAUUUUUCUCAAGUGCCUAGAUGAAACUGUAGAGUCCACAGUCAGUCACAUACCACAUUUAAUGACAAGGAUGGUCAGGUAGCUGAUUUGCGGGAUUUGAUUUGGGAGACUGAAACCCAGAGUGGCUGUAUGAUCAUUGAUCUGAAAUGCUCCUCACCCGUGCACAUUCAGUUCAAUUUUUUGGUUCUUUGCUUUCUGAGUAUGGCCUUUCCUUUUGUCCCUUACUUUUAAGGUAGUUUCCUUAAGCUCUGCUUGAACUGGUUUAAAUUUUACUUUCGUUUCUAAUUAAAUCACUGUCUAUAUACUUAUGAAAUAAUAACUAUUUAAACCAUUAAUUUGGCUGUGGCAACACUUGAAAAUAAAUGUAAAUGAUGAAAUAAGCUUGUGUUUUGUAUUUUAAUGAUGGAGAGGUCCCAGGGGAAAGGGGGGACAGAUAUCUCUGGAUUGAGGUGAAAAGUAUAAAAAUUGUAUAAAUUUUGUGCAAGGAAGCACAAGGCUUUUUGGCACUGGAAUAAAACAUAGUUCUCUCUAAAAUCUCUUUGUCCUCCAUCAAUGUUUCAGACUUGUGUACCAUUUCACUGAGUUGUCUUGUAAUCAAUCCCUGUUACAGAAAAGACUGGGACAGUGUGGAUUAACUGAGUAUAUCUAAAAGACCCAAGAUGUUAAUCAUGAAGUUUUAAUAAAUCUUCUGUAUCAGCAAAAGAAUUUUUCUGGUUUCCUACUUAAAAUGGAGUUUAACUCUUCAUUAUUCCAAGACAGUUUACAGAAAUAAGUUCCUUUAAUCUUCAAAUUUAUUUUUCUUGUUGGCAAUAUUAUAUACAGGCUUUAGUGAAGUACCUAAAUCUCCAAAAAUGAUGCCCUUUAAGGGUCCUAAAAUAGCCAAAUACUAAAAGUAUCUGUAUUAGAGUCCCCUGUUCACAAUUCAAGACUUCUACUAUAGGUAACUGAUUUCAUUAAUGGAUAGUUUUUAAAGUGAUGCUGUUUUUACUAGAGUAUACAAUGUGCACUUUUAUAAAGUAUUCCGAUAAUAUGCCUAAUCUAGAAAACUGUCAGUAAAUUAUUGCACUUUUUCUGGUGUGGCACCUGGACAUUUGCUAAAGCUAUUUACUAAGACAUUAAUCAUUCAUUUCAAAUACUGAGUAAAAUAUCAGAUUCUAUAAUGAUGACUAGCAUUAGACCCUAUGUCUUGGGUUAAUGUCUUCAAAAUGUUUAAGAAACGUAUCCUGUGCUUAAAUGCAAUUUAACAAAGUUGGAGAGUGAGUCCUGACCACUUGGAAAUGGAACAUGAUCUUAAAACAGUUUAAAGGUUCUACUUUUAUUACUGAGCUAUUGGAUAAAUAGCCUAAAAAGGUAAAAGUUCAUGUUUUCUAUUCCCCCAUAUUAUGAAGUAUUAUUCAUGAGCAUACCUCGACAGAGGGAUUUAAGCAAUCAGGAAGAUACUCUAAGUUGUGUUAAUUUUGGUAACUAUUUCAUAUGACUGACACAUUCUCAACUAUAAAACAGGAUGGAAGAUGGUGGAUUUAUGUGAAAACAUAAAGAAGUAAGUGGAAAGGAGAUAAACUUUAAUCUGUUCUCCUUAAGUAGUUAGUUACACACUAGGUAUAAAUGGGAUGGUGCCUGAGCCUCACCCACAGACCAAGAGAAAAGCUGACCAUGCUGCUAUGAACAAUAAAAAUUUGGGGUGCAAAACAAUGCAUGACUAUGGGACAGAUCAUGUAAAUAAAGAAUAUAUAUUAAUGAUAGUUUCUAUAAUAUAAAUAGCCU
This is a messenger RNA of Condylura cristata (star-nosed mole), 8577 nucleotides long. It is a transcript of the gene KCNMB3, whose product is annotated as potassium channel subfamily M regulatory beta subunit 3. Gene Ontology annotation, cellular component: membrane; voltage-gated potassium channel complex. Bases 1 to 849 code for a protein of 282 amino acids. Gene Ontology annotation, biological process: detection of calcium ion; potassium ion transport. NCBI's taxonomy places the organism in Eukaryota, Metazoa, Chordata, Mammalia, Eulipotyphla, Talpidae. The transcript is spliced from 4 exons. Gene Ontology annotation, molecular function: potassium channel regulator activity; calcium-activated potassium channel activity. The record is from RefSeq and is a predicted model, not a curated record.